AUGGCUGCAGCUGCCGCACCCCCGGUCAUGGUUCAAGCCGCAGAUGGCACACUUCCCAUCCCUGGAGCCUCUGCGCAGUCGGCUAGCGGAGGCGCGCUGGCCCAGCAGGCAAGGGACACUCGCUCCCAGAUUGAGCGCCUAGAAAACGCGCAGCAUGCGGGCGAUUGGGCUCCCGGAGCCCUGUUUGCUUCCAAGGCAAAGAAGGAGGAGAAGAAGAAGGAGCUUCAAUCCAAGGCCGAAACCGUCAAGGCAGCCCUGGAGGCUGCUAAUGCGGAGCAGAAGGCUGCCCAGCAGCGGCUCAGUGUUGCCCAGGCUGCCGAGGCGGAGGCCUCGGGGCAGGUUGCCCUGCUGCACAGCCUGCGUGCCAAGCUGCAGACGCAGAUGGACUCCCUCUUCGCCAACGCUGCCGCCGCGCGCAGCGAGGCGGAGCGCGCGCUGGCGGAGGCCGAGGCGGCCGCGCGCGCGGACGCCGCACAGAACAAAGGCUGGGCGGCGCAGUACACGGCCGCGGAGAACGGAUUGCAGCGGGCACUGGGCAACCUGCAGGGUGCCCUGAAGAUGCUGAAGACCGCUCAGAUGGUCGGUCGCGUGGAGAUGGUCCAGGACAUCGGAUUCCGUCGCCGCGAGUUCGGCGGCCCCAUGCGGCGCGAGGGCCUGCUGGGCGAGGCCGUGCAGAUGGGCAACGUGCGCCGCGCCAAUGACAUGGUGGCCCAGGCCGGCGCCGAGAUCCUGCGCGUGCAUGAGGGCCUGCCCACACUGCCAUAUGUGGAGCCAGCCCUGGUCAAGUCGUGCACCGCCGGCAUCUUCCUGGACGUGCUGGUGGGCAAUCUGAUGAGCGAGAUGCUGAUCCAGCAGCGCAUCCGGGCUAAUCUGGGCCAGGUGGAGAAGAUGGCGGGGCAGGUGCAGCAGUGCAUGCAGUGGACCCGGGCCAACGGCCAGGCCUUCAGCCAGCGGAGCCUGCAGGCGGAGGCGGCCGCAUCUGGCAAGGCCGCGGAGCUCCGCGCGCUGAGACUGAGGCUGCUGGAUGCGCUGUGA
Messenger RNA from Auxenochlorella protothecoides, 1035 nucleotides. RefSeq lists its product as hypothetical. NCBI's taxonomy places the organism in Eukaryota, Viridiplantae, Chlorophyta, Trebouxiophyceae, Chlorellales, Chlorellaceae. Bases 1 to 1035 code for a protein of 344 amino acids. The transcript has 4 exons. The record is from RefSeq and is a predicted model, not a curated record.